Messenger RNA from Centropristis striata (black sea bass), 5506 nucleotides. It is a transcript of the gene gsap, whose product is annotated as gamma-secretase activating protein. The record is from RefSeq and is a predicted model, not a curated record. NCBI's taxonomy places the organism in Eukaryota, Metazoa, Chordata, Actinopteri, Perciformes, Serranidae. Gene Ontology annotation, biological process: positive regulation of amyloid-beta formation. Gene Ontology annotation, cellular component: trans-Golgi network. Bases 243 to 2870 code for a protein of 875 amino acids. The transcript is spliced from 32 exons.
AAUACGUUCCUGAAGAUUUGAGGAAGACGUAGAUAGUUCACGUGGAUAUGCAUUAACGUCCUCUUUUAUUACUUUCAGUUUUACAAGUUGCCCCGAAACUAACUUGUUGUUUCGGUCACAUGAUGCCCAAUCUGCACAGACAGCGACUGCCAGGUGCCGCCUCUUCUUCAGGGAACAAAUCACUCCGGAAUAUUGUAAAACAAGGAUUUUUGGUGCAGUAAGCGACAGGCUGAGGUUUAAACAUGCUUAAGUUUAAACCACAAUUUGACCUGCAGAGAGAUGUGGUGUGUGACAUCCUCAGGAAGGAGGCGUCGGUCUGCAGGGUGAAAGAAUACUCCGGAGCAGUGGAGACUCGUAUCCUAAACAUCGAGAGAGACGGGGGCAUCCUUUACUCCUGGAAGGGAGCAACAGGAACCACCAGAAUUGGGAAAUAUGACUCCAACACCAAACAGAACAAGCCCCUGUACACAUUUGACAAGCAGGUGUGUGUCAGCAGCUGUUCCCUGAACAAGGAGGAGACGCUGUUAGCUGUCAGCUUGGCACAAAACACCAGAGGAGAGGAGCGCCUCAAACCAAUAUCCAAGUGUCUCACCCUGCUGAUUGAGAUCCACCCCAUCAACAACACUAAAGUCCUCAAGGCAGUAGACUGCAGGGUCAAAGUGCAGUUCCUCCAUUCAGAAACUGACAGGAGAUCAGUGCUGGAGAGCCACCUGCUGCUGCUGACUGAGGACGGAUAUGUGGAUCUCUACCAUGUCCAUCUGACCAGACAGGAGGGUUAUAGAGUGGUGAUGUCCAAUCCUGAGCGGUUGUCCAAAACAGCAGAGAGAAUAGUGGAGGACUUCUGCUGGGUCCAGUGGGAUGGACACACGCAGAGAGUCUACUAUCUCACUCAUAAUGUAACACACACACAGGACAAGUUCCUGAUGCGUUGUGUUCAGUUUUACCCCAACCAUAACUGCGAAAUUGUGUUGGAACUUCCACUGGAGUUGCCUGGUAAUCUUUUCCGCACAGUCAAGUUUGUAAAUCUUGGUUUUGACCAUUAUCACGUGAAGAAACCAGAGCAGGAUCUUUUCAGGAUGGAAGUAUUUACAAACACUAUAGGAAGCAUGUGUGUGUGCUACAGCCAGCCUGUAAAAGACAAACAGGAACUGAUGUACACUGUGGUUUUAGUCCAGAAAGACUGCAGCAAGACAUUCAGAGUUUCUCUGGGCAGCGAGCAGUCGUCACAGAACGCCACGCAGCUCCAUCCGCUCUUCAUCCCUAUAGGUUACCACAUGCUGGUGUAUCUGCAGGACUGUUUCCUCCAUUGUAUCAACACCAGGCAGCAUGAGAUGCUCUGUCACUCCCUCUUUCUCUCAGGUUCUGACGUGGAUUUGGGCCUGCAGUUUCAGUCGGCUAACAUCACAGUGCUGCAUGCAGAAAAAGAGUCCAGUGGUAGUCUGUUGGACCUGUCCAGUGGGAGGAUCCAUACGGCUGAGCUGAGCCCUGCCUUCCUGCUGCAGAUACUGCGAUCAGACUCUCCUUCCAGGUGUCCCAGCAGUAAGACUGACCCUCAGCGCCUGGCCGCCCUCCACUGCCUGCUGGUUUACAUGGGAAAUGACCCAAACCUGGAGCUAAAGGUCAUCGAAUGGUUGAGUGACAACAUGAACGCCUUGGAGUCCUUUGAUCAGAUUCAGGAGUUCAUUCUCGCCUCUUUGUACAGAAUAAGCUAUGAGAAGUCUCUCAGCCUGGAUAAAGUCCUGCCUUACUCCUCUUUGCUCGACAAGAAGGAGAUACCAACGUGUCUGUUGGAGGUCCCUGGUGUGUUGUGCACCACUGAGCUGCAUACUGAACCUGUGUUCAAAGGCAAGGCCAGGAGUCUCCAGGGUUUCUGGUCAGAGCUGCAGUGGAACACGGAGAGGACAAAGUAUCUCGACGCUGUUCCCAACCCCAGAUACAGAACCACACACGUACAAGCCGACUGGGAUAAAAUGAGGUCCGAGAGGAGACCAUCCAGCCACAUGAAUCACAUGGAGGAGAACACAAAGAAAGUUCUAUCAAUGGUGGACACCUGGUGUCUUGAUAAGAAGCUGGUGCCACUUUUCCAGGAGGAGGACCAUCAACAGAGGGCGCUCAUAGGCUUGACGGUUGACAAGCUCCGUGAUCAUCUCAACAGACACCUGCCUCGUCUGGGGAAGAAGAGGAUUGACUCACUGGUUGUCAACUAUGUCGCCAAACUGCUGGAGCUCAUCAGACACAUGCUGGAGUCAGUCUGGCUGAAGUACAAACUUGGCCCUCGUGUUUUGUGCCUAACGCAGCAGGGCAGUCCGGGCGAGUGGUCAGUUUUUCACUUCAUGUUUCGUAUCCUGGAAGCCACGAGGGGUCUCUGCCUGCCCCUUCCACCUGGCUAUCACACCCUGUUAGCAGUGUUUGCCGUGCGUUGCCUCCCUCAUCACACCUUCUUACAGUACAUUGACCACGGUUUCCUGCAGCUCACUGAAACCUUUGUGUCUCGGCUCAUGACAGAUUUGGACAACAGUGAUGCCAACGAGAGACUGAAGUUCAGCAUACUUAAGAGACUCCCUGAGCCUAUGGAGCAGAGGAUCUACCAUAUGUGGGACCAUCCUGUCAGCUCAGCAUCGAUCUCCAGAGACUAUGUCAGGACUCUGCUGGAGAAACACAACAAAAACAAGGGAUUUGCAUUCACCGGCAGAGACAAGCCAGGCUUCAGACCUGAGUUUCUGCCUCUUACCUACCUGGCAAAAAUACUCUCAGAUAUAGAGGAACAAGCUCUGAACCCUUUCGAGGAGCAGGAGAACGUCGACGCCAGGUUCGUGGAAGAGACGGCUCUGAAACAGACACUAAUACUGCUGGGCUUUGAGGAAAAAUGAAGGAUGCAGAGAGGAGUGGGGAGGGUGGAGAGGGACGGCGGAUGGAUGGAUUGAGGGAGAAACAGAUGAGGGGGAAAAUGUGUUUGGGAGAACAGUCAUCAUUGACUGGGCCUUGAGGAUAAGUAACGGAUGGAUGGAUGAUGGAGGGACGGAGGGCGAGGAGUGAAAGAUGAAUGGAGAGAUUGAAAGGCAGAGCGCUCAUAAACAAGCUCUCACUGUCUGAUGACAGAUUAGGGCUGGGCGGAGGGAUAGAUGGAUGGAGACGCCCAGGAAAGAAAGAUGGAGCGUGGGUGGAUCAUGAGACAGCAACAUCUUUUCUAAACUGGAGGACACAAGCUUUGUGAGGCUUCCGCCUCUUUAUGAGGCAUCUUUCUGUAAUUUUGAUGCUCUAUUCUGGUCAUUUUUUACGUAGUCACUGUUUCUCUUUGUGGUUGUUUCUUGUCUUGUGUGUUCACUUUGUCUUUUUGCAUUUGUUUUGUGUCUCUGUAGGGGUUUGUGCCUCUUUGUUGUUAUUUUGUGCCUCUUUGUUGUAAUUUUGUGUCUCUUUGUUGUCAUUUUGUGCCUCGUUGUAGUUGUUUUUCCCCAUUUGUGGUUAUUUUGUGUCUCCUUGUUGUCCUUGUGAUUGUCCUUGUGAUCAUUUUACAUCUCUUGUAUCUCUUUUUGUAAAUAAUGUGGCUUUUUCAUUUUGUGUCUCUUUGUUGUCUUUUUGUGUCUCUUGUCAUCUUGUUUCCUUUUAUUGUCCUUUUGCUUCUCUUUGUGGUCGUUUUGUUUCUCUUUGUAGUUUUGCCCCUUUUGUGGGUUUCUUUGUGGUCAUUUUGUGUUGUCUUUGUAGACGUUUUCCCCCAAUUGUUGUUAUUUUGUGUCUCUUUGUUUUCAUUUUGUGUCGGUUUCUAGUUGUUUUUAGCCAUUUGUGGCCAUUUUGUAUCUCUUUAUAGUUGUUUUUUUCCCCAUUUGUGGUAAUUAUGCAUUUCUUUGUUGCCCUUUUAUGUGUCUUCGAGUUGCAGAAAAAAAGUUUGUGCCCAGUAGGACUGUUAAGUGAUUCCCCCCAUGUGGCCGUGACAAUAUGAGGCAGAAUGGAUGUUUUUCCUGGUAAAUACUGAGGUGUUUGUGGGACAAAGUGAACAUUACCAAAGUUCUAAAACAACAGGGAACAUAGUUAGAUCUUCAGUUAGUGGUUUAAUUCAAUUUGAGGAAACAUGAUUUUCAAAUUUUACUCAAAAAUCAAUAACUGCAGGCAGCGAUUUAUAUGAACUCAAUUUCAGCACAGCAACGAUCGUCUCCCCAACUUCUCCAUUUUCUCUCAUCCAAUUUAUGGACAUUGAUGUCAAAUACCGCAAACUGUAUUUAUAAAUCAAACACACUUGUUUUAUCCUCCUGUGGUUCCUGUAAUGCCGCUGUGCCCCAUCAACUUGAUUACAUGCUGACAGAGGCUUUGCAGACAGAGUAACUUGAUAUGGUCAGUCAGUGGCUGCAUUAAAUCUCAUAUUAACUCUGAGUUAUACACAAUCUUUGCGGCUAAAAGGGUCUCAGAUAUAAUUCAGUGAAGGCUGACAGAUUUAAAAUGACAACGACAACCCCCCCAAAAAAAUGAAUGUAUGAAUUGACAUGGACUUUAUAAAGUAGUCGAAUAACAAUCAGUCUAUUUUAUACUAAAACCAUUGGUUUUGCGACAAAUGUGUUGGAAGUUCACUGCUUGUUACUGGCUGUUGUUUGGACUAUAAGGGCUGGAAAUGUGCUGAUAAGAUACUUAUUUUUUCAGAUUCCUUUGAGAGAAAUAUAAAUAAUUUUCUCCAAAACCCUCAUCCAGAGUUUUCUAAUGUUAAAUAUUGUCUUAUCACUCCUUACUGGUAUGGCCUGAAGCAUAUGACAGGUGAACUGUUUGAUGCUACAUUUGGUACUAAAAAAGUAGUGAUACUCAGCCCUAGAAUAAUAUAGAAACUAUAUUUAUGCAUAGCACUAUGCAGAAUAAGUCUAAAAAUGCUUUACAAACCACCAAAAAGGCAGUACAGGGUCAAUAAAAAGGCAUAAAGAGUUGAAAUAACUAAAAAGAACACUCUGACAUGAGUCAGCCAGUCCACAUACUCUCAAACGUCUGGUUUGAAUCAGGUGCUCGUGCGCCUACAAUCAUGACUGAACUAUUACUGUAAGUGGAGAAAUUCUUUGGUGUUGGUGUGUGUAUGUGUGUGGCAUGUGUUCUUAAUCCUUUUUAUAGUGUCUGAAUGUUGGCACCAUCUGAGACUAAAUACCAGAGACUAUUUACAUCUCAUGUCGUGCUUUGAUUUGAGAAAUUACAAAACAUUCCUCUGAAAAAAAGGGAUUUCAUAAUCACUCACUUAUGUUUACACACAAAAAAGUUUUGUAAGAUGAAGUUUAAAUAAAGAGAUUUUUUUUCCAAGUUUACUGUAUUUUUCUUGUUGUGCUGCCAUGCUUUUGAAGAACAUGCUGUUCAGAGAGAAGCUUUGUGGCAACAGCUAGGCCUGGCUCACUUUGUUUCCAGUGGAUUUUCUUUGAACCCUUGAAAAACAGAGCGAGUUUCAUUGUGGAGCUUUGAGAUAAAUUAGGAAAUGAUCUAAGCUCAGACAUCUAGUUUGUAGCUUGAAAAGCUCUGCGCAGGAAGAAAUGAGCUCUCGGAUUCU